Molecule: messenger RNA, 1949 nt
Organism: Drosophila novamexicana
Lineage: Eukaryota; Metazoa; Arthropoda; Insecta; Diptera; Drosophilidae
Gene: BBS8
Product: tetratricopeptide repeat protein 8
Exons: 4
Coding region: 157-1887 (576 amino acids)
Biological process (GO): non-motile cilium assembly
Cellular component (GO): non-motile cilium; BBSome; ciliary basal body
Molecular function (GO): protein binding
Source: RefSeq, a predicted model, not a curated record
AAGACGAAAGGAUUUCACAAAUUAAAACUCAUCAAGGGCCGAAAAAAAAAGAAGAGAUAAAUCAAGAAACGAGCAGCAGCAGGAGACGGGAGCGAGAAGCAGGAGGCGCAGCAGCUGCUCCGCGACAGAGAGGAAUUCAAACACUUGGCCAGCCUGAUGACGCCGACUGCGACGGCGACGGCGACUGCGCCGGCGACUGCGACGGCAACGCUGGCGACACUGGAGCUGGAAUAUUUCCGUGCCAUCUCGCUCUAUCGACGGCGCAGCUACGAGAGAUGCGCCGAGGCAUGCAAUGCGCUGCUCCAAGCCGGCCAUGACAACAAUGUGCAAAUCUUUGCCAAGCCGACGCAGCAGGCGGAGGAAGGGCAGCAGCAGGAGGAGCAGCGGAAGCAGCGGGAGCAGCAGCUGGCCGAGCACGAGUCGAGCCACAGUCGAUACGGUAGCAAUUUGCAGCGCAUUGGCCCCAGGCGACGUGUACACGAUGGAGUCGCCGCCUCAGCCUCAUCCGCAGCCUCCAUAAUGCCCACCUGGCUGAUGGAGGGCGUCUGGCAAUUAAAGAUGCGCGCCCUGACGCAGCGCGUCUACCUGGACGAUCUUGACGUGGACGAUGCGGACGAUGCGGCAAACGAGGAGGUGGAAUUCGAGCGGAUCGCGACAGCGGCACGACCCGGCAGCAGCAUCAAGACCGCCUUCCUGCCGCGUCCCAGCACCAGCCAGCGACGCCUGGCGACGGGCCUGAGCCGCUCCAGCGACAGCGCACGGCCCGGCUCGGCACAGACACGACCCGGCACGGCCGUCAGCCGGCCGGGCUCCGCGCUGGGCGCACGUCCCGCCUCGCGCUGCGGCACCGCGUCCCGGGUGCGCGCCACCUCGGCGGCGGCUUUCAAUGUGGGCGAUGCGACGGCCGCGCUGUACCAGGCGUCGCGUCUCAAUCCGACCAUCUAUGCGGAGCGCGAGGCCAUUGUGAAGGCGCUGUUCCAGUUCCUCUACUACCACGAGGCGGACGUCCAGAAGGCGCACUCGCUCUGCCAGGCGGUGCUCGACGUGCAGCGCCAGCAGCGGCCCGGCCACGCCCAGGGAGCGCUGGCCACGCCCGCGGAUGCCGCUCGCACGGAUUGGUGGUGGCAACAGCAGCUGGGCCGCUGCCUGCUGGCGCUGCAUUAUACGCGACGCGCGGAGCCGGCGCUGCAGCAAUCGCUGGCGGCAUUCCCGCAUCCGGACACGUAUCUGCUGCUCUCGCGCCUGUAUCAGCGCCUGCGACAGCCGGAGCGUGCCCUGCUGCUGAUCGGGCAGGCCGUGGAGCGGCAGCCGUUCGAUGUGGCCUUUCGGCUGGAGCAGGCGCGCAUCCAUGCGGCCAUGCUGCAGCAGGAGGAUGCACUGCAGCUCUAUCGGCUGGCGGCCAAGCUGCAGCCCAUCAAUGUCGAGGCGCUGGCCAGCAUUGCCGUCGGCUACUUCUACGACAACAAUCCGGAAAUGUCGCUCAUGUACUACAGACGCAUCCUCUCCCUCGGCGUCCAUACCUCCGAGCUCUACUGCAACAUUGCCCUCUGCUGUCUCUAUGGCGGCCAGAUUGAUCUGGUCCUGCCCUGCUUUCAGCGCGCGCUCCAGAUGGCCACGCAGCCGGAGCAGAAGGCCGACGUCUGGUAUAACCUCAGCUUUGUGGCCGUGACAUCGGGCGACUUCAACCUGGCCAAGCGCUGCCUGCAACUGUGCCUCACCGCCGACGCACGCGAUGGAGCUGCUCUCAACAAUCUGGCCGUGCUGGCGGCGCACUGCGGCGACAUUAUGGGCGCCAAGUCCUAUCUGAAUGCCGCCAAGGACGUGCUGCCCGAUGCCGGCGAGGUGAACGCCAAUCUGCAGUACAUGGAUCUCAACUACAAACUCUAGAGAGGAACUGUUUCAACUUGGUUUAUUUGCAAAUAUAUAUCAAUACAUUAAAAUAAUCCCCC